GCCCAAAUGUUAGACUCUUGUUCUCGUUUUUAUCUGUAGGUCGUCGGCUGCUUCCCCGAUCUAGUAUCGCAGCUUCUUCGCGGAAAUCGUAUGCGGCAGGCCUCGUCGCUUGCUGCAGGCCCGGCCGUAUAUGACUGGCAAGUUUCGCUAUUCAGCAAAGAAAGCUCCAAGCCUCGGUCAAAAUCUGUAAUCACAUUGCACCACUUCAUCAAGAAUCAUUCAACGACCUAUUCCCUUACGUCCCGCCUUUGGCCGCACGAUGGAUUUCUUCAAAUCAACGAUCAAGAAAACAACAGGCUCGUGGGGCUGUCCAUCGAGUUCAUGAGAAAAGAAUAAGCCAGACAAGUCGGUGCACUGAGUGCCGGGCGGCACAAUACGAAUCGAUGGCCUCGACGAGACUCAGACAGAGUGGGCUCGACUAGGAUCACAUUCUUUCAAUGUGUCUGCCUGUGUAG
This is a messenger RNA of Acaromyces ingoldii, 455 nucleotides long. RefSeq lists its product as hypothetical. Lineage: Eukaryota; Fungi; Basidiomycota; Exobasidiomycetes; Exobasidiales; Cryptobasidiaceae. The coding region runs from base 91 to 336 and encodes 81 amino acids. The transcript has 3 exons. The record is from RefSeq and is a predicted model, not a curated record.